This is a messenger RNA of Nicotiana attenuata, 495 nucleotides long. Its product is annotated as RNA-directed DNA polymerase homolog. Lineage: Eukaryota; Viridiplantae; Streptophyta; Magnoliopsida; Solanales; Solanaceae. The record is from RefSeq and is a predicted model, not a curated record. The transcript has a single exon. The coding region runs from base 1 to 495 and encodes 164 amino acids.
AUGGUCAAAAAGAAGAACCGGGAAUGGCGAAUCUGUGUGGACUUCACCGAUCUAAACAAAGCGUGCCCAAAAGAUUCCUUCCCGCUAUCCCAUAUCGAACAACUGAUUGAUGCGACAGCAGGGCACGAACUGCUGAGUUUUUCGGACGCCUACUCGGGUUACAACCAAAUUCUAAUGGCCGAAGAAGAUCAGGAAAAAACGACUUUCAUCACUCACCAAGGAACUUACUGCUAUAAAGUGAUGCCGUUCGGACUCAAGAAUGCGGGGGCCACUUACGAGAGAUUAGUCACCAAAAUGUUCAAGGAACGGCUCGGCAAAACAAUGGAGGUCUACAUCGAUGAUAUGCUGGUAAAGUCGGCAAAGAAGGAGGACCACAUUAGCCAUUUGAAAGAAGCCUUCAAGAUAUUGAGGCGGUACGGGAUGAAGUUAAACACAGAAAAGUGCGCCUUCGGCGUGGCCUCAGGGAAAUUCUUAGGUUUUCUCGUAUCGCAAUGA